GUUGUUUUUGUUUUCUAGCGGAAAAGUCGUGCUGUCGGAGUUUUUUUUCUUAAUUUCAUUUGCUCAAUUGUUUUCCAUUUAGUUAUUAACAAAUUCAAGUGAUGCAUUUCAAUUGCUCAAAACUAAUUCAAUUAAUAACAAAAACAUUGAGUGGAUAAGCGAAACGCAGCAGUUGUUCUCGAAUUGGGCACGGAGUACAGUGACGACGCGGCGUCAGCGACGCUAUGCGAUAGCAAUAAAAGGAGGAAAAGAAGAACAAGAAGGAAGAAAGAAGAAAACAACAAAAGACACAAGGUGUGCGCUCUUCACCUGGGCGGUUUCGAUGUGAAAAAAAAACUUUGUAUCAUGAGGCCAAGCCAAUAAACAGCAUUUUGGAAAUAUCAAGAGGCAAAGCCAGAGAGUUUUAAAGUUGUAGGACCACAAAAUAGCACCCCCGCAUCCGCAUCCGCAUUCACUGCAUCCACUGCCCUCCGCCCCAACCACAAGAGGAAGAAGCAGAGAACCGCUGGCGAUGCAAUUGAAGGUGCCCAAGAGCAGAAUAAUGGCCAGUCUUAAAGAUGAGGAAGAAACGCCAACUACCAGCACCAGCACCACAAACAACAGCACCACCAGCAACAUCAACAACUGCAACAACCACACCCAACAGCAAAUUAAUAAUAGUUUCACCAACAACAAUAACAAUAUCAACAAUAACAACGAUGACGAUUUGAAAAGCAAACGUGACGUCUUGGAGGCGCGCAAACAUGCCCUAGAGUCGAGAUUAAGCGAGAAUAGUUGGUUAUUGCAGCAGAUACAGAAACAGGAGGCGGCAAUUAUCAAUGGCAACUAUGAGCAUAUGACAAUAGAUGAAUUAUUUAAACAAUUGGCCCAGCAAUAUAAAAAUGAGCAGCAAUUGCAGGCCUUCAAUAAGGAGAUGCAGGCGGGCAGUAGCUCCAGCAGUUCGAUAUUGAGAAGAAAACAGAGCACCACCAGUCGCGAGAGUCGCGAAAGUCAACAGACAAACUCGAAUUAUUCUAAUAAUAUUAAUAACAACAACAAUAGACAAUCGGAAACAUUAUCGAAUCGCAGCUCAGAAUAUGAUAAUUAUCAACCGAGUGGAGGUGGCGUAGGCGGAGGCGGCGAUAUGUUAAUCAUAGGCGUGGCCCAGUCACAGCAGCAGCAUCCUCCACCCCUAGUGAAGAGUGCUCUAAAGAAGCGUCCCACCCCCACACCCAAUCAAAUGCAAUACAUGAGGCCGCAUUAUCAGCAACAGAUGACCACAGCAACAUAUACGCGCAAUCAAAUGCAUUCAUCUGACGUCAUGUAUUCGGCGAAUUCAUCAAAUGUGGCCACACUGAGGCAGCCUCCACAAGUGGCGCCGCAGCAGCAACCGAUUAUAGUGCAAUGCGAUAAAUAUUAUCUAUCGCCCACACAUCAGAGCUACACGGAGGGUGGUUUCAUCAAGUCCAGUCAGAAUAUUAAGAAAUAUGUAUCUCCAAUGUCCUCGCCACGUCAACUGGAUGCAAUCUCACUGGCGCCCAGUUACAUAUCGGUGGAAAUCGAUCCACAGCAACAGCAGCAGCAGCACCACCACCACCAGCAACAGCAGCAGCAGCAGCAAUAUCGCUGGCGUUCACAGUCUCAUAUUGCCUACCCUCCAUUAACACCCCCGCCUCAUCAUGUGCUGGGUGUCGGCAUUAUCGAUGUAAAGUCUCAGUCAAGUGAUAUGCUUGCCUCAAAUCGUUAUGCUGCCCAAUCCGGCGAGGAUAUCUCAAGCAUUGAGAAGAAACCCAAGCCCAAGCAAUGGUUGGAGUCGUCAUUAGAUGGUCCAGCUGUAAUCAGGCAAUUGGAAACGCCGCACAGUCCAGCAGCCCUCUCCGCCUCCGCUGCCGCCGGCAAUAGUAAUAAUAACAAUAAUGGAAAACCCACUAGAGUCAAACUAUCCUCACAAUCAAUGUCUGUGGCUGGGGCUGGAUCAACCGCCCGUCAUUACUCGAUGUCAUCAAAUCAACGUCCCUCAACUCAUCAUAGUUAUCCUAGCCCCAGCUAUGCUAUAAAUACCAGCUCCAAAGCGUUGCUAAGUCAAUCCACCUCAUAUCUGAAUGCUAUGGAACAAACUAUAGGCAUAUCGGCAUCGUAUCCUCUCGAACCAUUAGAUAUACCAGCGUUUCGAAAUUUACCACCAAAACCGAAUCAAAUGCAGCAGCCCACACCGCCACCUAGACCACCGCCAGUAAACAACAAUAAUAAUAAUAACAAUAAUAAUAAUAGUAGUAGUAGUAAUAAUAAUAAUAAUGGACCUGGAGCUGGGGCAUUGAGUCCAGUGCAAACGGCUCUAGUGUCGCCUCCAUUAGCUGCGGCCACGGCGGUCUUAUCGCCAGAUAUACGCAUAGAAUCACCGAAAAAUAUGACUGUGGUCCAGCGGGCCACCUUCCAGCCCUACAAGGAGGUAACCAAACCCUUCGAAAUGUCCGACUUUUACAAAUACUCUACAAAGUUUAAGCAGAAAGAGGGCUCUAUCGGCGGCAGACCCGAUUGACCAACGAUAUAUUAACUAAUUUGCCAUUUCAAAAUUGGCAUAGCUUUAUUUGUGAUUAAAAAUAUAUAUAUAUUUUAUAUAUAUAUAUACAUAUGUACGUAUCUACUUGUAGCAUUACGAAAGACACAAAACAUUUUCAUUGACUAAAGACUUAAACAAACAAACAAAAAAGGAACAAAAUGCUCAACUAUAUAGCAAAAUAUCCAAAAUUUUUCUGUGAACAAUUAGUUUUUAAACGACGAAUUUUUUGAUCUAUAUACAUACAUACAUAUACCAGGACAAUAUUACGGACUUUUUUUCAUCAAAAGUUGAAUCGAAAGAAAAAAAAAAACAAAAACAAAACAAAAUAUGAACGAAUUGCCUUUGUACAAAGUAUGAAAGUACUUUUUAAAUUUAUAUAUAUAUAUAUUGUAGAAACUAAUUAGCAAUUGUUAUAUAGUGUAUGCAAAAAUUAUUAAUUUUACACUAACUAAACUAUAUUUUUAGAUAUACUUCAUGUACCUAUAUAUAUUAUAUAUAUAUAUAUAUAUACUUAUAGAAUAGUUAUACACGAACAAAUAACAAGCAAUAAAUCAAUAAAUAAUUCAAGAUUUUAAAA
Molecule: messenger RNA, 3116 nt
Organism: Drosophila willistoni
Lineage: Eukaryota; Metazoa; Arthropoda; Insecta; Diptera; Drosophilidae
Gene: sstn
Product: myb-like protein I
Exons: 3
Coding region: 512-2518 (668 amino acids)
Source: RefSeq, a predicted model, not a curated record